UAGGCGAGAAGAAAAGGCGAGUUUCAAGAAAGAAACGAGCAAUAAGGAUGGUUAACAGUGCUCUGACCCUUCAUGUUCUUCCACUGGUCAUUCUCCUGGGGAACACACAUUUGUGCCAGGUGGCCCAUUUAUUCUCCCUGGCUGACCUGCUGAACGAUGAGGCUGAUGACUAUGAGUACGACGAUGAGUACCUUGAACUGGAGCAGGACCUCUUUAACCAGCAGCAGCAUUCAGAGGACCCUGACUGGUUUGAGGCAUAUUUUGGCUACAGCGAUGCUAGAAAAGCAGAUCCAUGCUCCUCCAAUCCCUGCAAGAACAACGGUAGGUGUGAAAAAAGAGGGAGCAGCUUCAGCUGCCUCUGCCCCAAGCCAUAUGCUGGGAACACGUGUGAGAGAGUGGAGGACGUGUGUCUGGAGAAGAGGUGCCAUAGAGGAGACUGCCUGCUUACAUUAACUCCACCUUAUUUUAAGUGCAGUUGCAAUCAUCCCUACAAGAAACCUGACUGCCAACGAGCAUCUUCACCGUGCAGGCCAAACCCUUGCAAAAACGGAGGUGUCUGCGUUCGGCACAGGAUCAGAUCGAGGUUCACCUGCGAGUGCCCGGCACCUUUCAGAGGGAGGUUCUGCGAGGUCGGACUGGAUGACUGUUAUGAAGAGAACUCCUUUAAUUACAGAGGAAGAGUGAACCAAGCAGCGAAUGGCAAGACGUGUCUGCACUGGAAUUCCUACCUUCUCUUGGACCACCCUAUUAAUGCCUUUAUGGAGGAUGCUGACUUUUAUGGCAUUGGUGAACAUAACUUCUGCAGGAAUCCCGAUGAGGAUGAAAAACCCUGGUGCUACAUCAGAAAACAUCACAAGGUGGAAUGGGACUUCUGUGACGUUUCACCCUGCUCAGGAACAGCUGAAGAAAGCCUACAAUUAAUAGACAGCCCAGUAGACCCAAAUGAAAUGUUCAAGACAUGUGGACAACCAGAAAUUCCAAGGAUGCUUCAGAGGAUCUAUGGUGGGACUAAGACUACAACUGGCAAACAUCCCUGGAUAGCAUCUCUGCAGAGGAAGUCUUCACCUAGGGGUGAACAUUUCUGUGGUGGAGUGCUGAUCAAAGCAUGCUGGGUUCUUACUGCUGGGCACUGCGUUGAGCAAUCAGCAAAAUAUCUCCAAGUAGCACUUGGAAAACAGAACCUCAAGAAGAGAGAGCCUCAAGAGCAAAUAUUUGAUGUGGAGAAGAUCAUCAAACAUUACAACUACAGAAUUAAGAAUGACAUCCCACACAAUGAUAUUGCACUACUUAAGCUGAAGCCAGUUGAUGGUCACUGUGCAGUGGAAACAAAGUAUGUGAAAACAGUGUGUCUGCCUUACGUCCGCUUUCCCGAUGGGACUGACUGCUUCGUUUCAGGAUGGGGCGCCACAGAGAAAGAUGACUUAUCCCAUCAGCUGUUAGAUGUCAACGUCAAGCUGAUUUCGCAGAGGAAAUGCAAUGCACCCAGAGCAUAUGAUCAGAGACUGGAUGAAAGCAUGUUUUGUGCAGGAAACUUUCAGAGACCCGGAGCUGAUUCUUGUCAGGGAGACUCCGGAGGCCCACUAACUUGUGUAGAAGAUGGCUUCUACUAUGUAUAUGGCCUUGUGAGCUGGGGUGAGGGCUGUGGGUUAAAAAACAAGCCAGGAGUUUAUACCCAGGUGACAACAUUUCUCAGCUGGAUUAAAUCCACAAUACAAACUGAGUCCAGGUCACUCCAUUAGGAGACAGCUUCGGAAUGACAAAUGAAUUUCUGAAGCAUCAGGGUUGACUGUGGCCUGCUGAGAUCCUUCUGUCCCCAGCUGGUCCUGUAAAAUGAAACCCAAGUGAAUUGUGAGGACAGCCAGUCGACAGCAAAAAGAUUUAGCUAUUAUUCCAUUAAAAUAUUUGUGUAUUAAAAAUUACCAUAACUGGCAAACAAAUGAGCAAAAUCCAAAUCACUGCUCUGCACUGAGCAAGCCUCUACAGCAGAGAAGUGCACAAAACAGAGGAGUUCAUGGAAGUUAAAUACUACACAACUCACAGGACUGAAUGUGUUCAAGUCUUAAUUUCUCGUUUGAGCCCUAAACCAAGCAAACACCUGAGCUCCUGGUGGAUUGCAGACCUGUAGUUUUCCCUGGGAUGAUCAGAUCAUUAUCAUACCUGGGGCUUAAGAAGAUACUGCCUGCAGUCCCCAUUGCUUGCAUUAGUCAGUCAUAGCAGUAACCUAUUUCCUGCGUAACUUUUCAGAUGGGAAUGUAAAUCAUGUUUCUCUUGGCCUGGAUUACUGUUUGACUUGUUGCCAAAGUUAAAACUUACAUGAAAUGAGUAUUUACAGUGCUGA
This is a messenger RNA of Neopsephotus bourkii (Bourke's parrot), 2338 nucleotides long. It is a transcript of the gene HABP2, whose product is annotated as hyaluronan binding protein 2. Gene Ontology annotation, molecular function: serine-type endopeptidase activity; calcium ion binding. Lineage: Eukaryota; Metazoa; Chordata; Aves; Psittaciformes; Psittacidae. The transcript is spliced from 14 exons. Bases 48 to 1739 code for a protein of 563 amino acids. Gene Ontology annotation, biological process: blood coagulation; proteolysis. The record is from RefSeq and is a predicted model, not a curated record.